This is a messenger RNA of Trichophyton benhamiae CBS 112371, 1065 nucleotides long. RefSeq lists its product as uncharacterized. Lineage: Eukaryota; Fungi; Ascomycota; Eurotiomycetes; Onygenales; Arthrodermataceae. The record is from RefSeq and is a predicted model, not a curated record. The transcript has a single exon. The coding region runs from base 1 to 1065 and encodes 354 amino acids.
AUGGAACUGCCCCUUUCCAGCACCAGCGGCGUCGACGGCGUAGCCGGUGAUAGGGAAAAGUACGAGAAGAUAACUUGCUACAGCUAUGAUAGCAAGAGGGAGUAUCCGAAUUAUGUCAAGUGUCCCGACUCGGAUUCCUGCUGCGAGACAAUUGAGCAGUGCCGUCCGGAUCGCCUCUGCACUUCAAAGGAGGACCCCAAGACGCUUAUUAGGGCCCCCUGCGCAUACAAGCCGUGGACAAACAGCUGCGCCCAGGUAUGCCUGUAUGGUAGGUCUCCAUUGGCUCCCAUUCUCCCUGAGCCUUUUCUACAUUAUCCCUCAUGUUUGAUGAAAAAGUUUAGACCCUAUAUAUUAAUAAGUGUCAACGUAGAUAAUAAAGACUUGCCUGUCCUGCCUCGAGCAGUGGUGUGUGAACAAACUGGCCCUUCCAGUGGCAGCUAUUGCUGCGACGACAACAGAACCUGCUGCAUCGACAGAGCGGGCUUCUUCUUGGACGAGAACGGUCUGCUGAUCGGCCGUGCGAACGAGACGGACAACUCGACCUUAAGCCCCAAACCUAUCGGAGUGUCUGUCACAGCCCUAAGAAGCAUGGGAUCCGCCAGCGCGACCUCGACGCCCGCACCCUCGCCCAUCAAGGACAAGACGGGCUUGUCGACUGUCGACAAGGCAGGUAUAGGCGUAGGCGUUGGCGUUGCGGUGCUCCUCGCCAUCAUUGCAGGGACAUUGCUGUUCCUCCGCAGUCAGAGACGAAAGAGACGGACCCGAGCGGACUCUGCCUCCACUGGUGGUAAUAAUAGUACCGGUCCCGGUACCGCCAAUACUGAUGCUCCGACGGAUACGUGGGGAGACGACAAGGAGCCACUACCCGGCGACGAGCAGCGACGAGAGAAGGAAGAGGAACGAGCAUACGAGCUGAUGGGCGACGGAGGGACGCCAGAGCUCGAAUCGGUUGAGAGUCCCCGACAUGAAGCUCCUCCGUCGGAGCUACCGGUUGUAAGAGUGCAGCAGACUGAACCCAUCGAGUUACCAGCCGACCAGCCUACCGGAAAGCCCCGUCGGUCUUGA